Molecule: messenger RNA, 1475 nt
Organism: Xenopus tropicalis (tropical clawed frog)
Lineage: Eukaryota; Metazoa; Chordata; Amphibia; Anura; Pipidae
Gene: cyp2g1l
Product: cytochrome P450 2G1 like
Exons: 5
Coding region: 520-1341 (273 amino acids)
Cellular component (GO): endoplasmic reticulum membrane
Molecular function (GO): heme binding; oxidoreductase activity, acting on paired donors, with incorporation or reduction of molecular oxygen; iron ion binding
Source: RefSeq, a predicted model, not a curated record
ACACAGGUCUUUUUUCAACCCUAUGUAACUAUGUAACUAUGUAACUAUGUUAGGGAUAGAAAAGCCAAUAUGUGGGAGGUUCCCUUCUUCAAAUCAAACCAAAGACUACACCAGGUAGUUCUUCUUAAUAUCAACCUCUAUAAACCCUUUGGAAACUUGUUCAGGUGGGUUAUCAACAGGGAUAUUUUCAAACACAUGCUUGCAAAAUAUUAUAAAUGCUAACAAUAAAAAAUAAAAUAAAUGAGUGCCUGCAGUGAUUAUCUUUGUGCCAUAAUACACAUUACACAAGUUAGGGUUUUACUCUUUAACAAUCUUAAUUCUACCCAAUAGUUAUGGAACAGAGUGCCAUGAACUGGAUAGGGUAAGUAACUUUGAUUACUGUCACUUUGAUUACUUUGAUCACUGAUUACUUAUUGAUGGCCUACUUGUAACUGCAGCAGAGGCAGAGAGAAGGUGUAUUUUUUUUAAAUAAAAAUGAAUGUUGAUGUGUUUUUCCCCCUCUGUAUUUAGAUUUAUAAUAUGUUUCCUGCCCUUGGAUUUCUACCCGGUUGCCACAAAACAAUUGAGAAGAAUUUGAAAGAACUCUAUGCAUUUGUUAGGAGAACAUUUGUGGAACAUCAAAAACAUUUAGAUAUCCAUGAUCAGAGGAGUUUCAUUGAUGUGUUUCUGGCACGACAAAAAGAGGAAGCAAAACACCCAGAGACAAACUCAUACUUUCAUAAUGAAAACUUGGUCAGACUUGUAAGGAACGUGUUUUCAGCAGGAAUGGAAACAACAUCUACCGCCCUCCGAUGGGCUCUGCUUUUGAUGAUAAAGUAUCCAGAUAUUCAGGAAAAGGUCCAUGAUGAGAUAUCAAGAGUAAUUGGAUCGGCGCACCCCACCUACAGUCACCGCACACAAAUGCCCUUCACAAAUGCUGUUAUUCAUGAAAUUUUAAGAUUUGCUGAUAUCGUUCCACUCAGUGUGCCACACGAGACAACCAGAGAUGUGCACUUCAAAGGAUAUUUUAUUCCAAAAGGCACCUAUAUCAUCCCAUUGCUCUCUUCUGUUCUGAAAGACAAGACCCAGUUUGAUGCACCCGAAGAGUUCAACCCAAAUCAUUUCCUUGAUUCUGAGGGGAAUUUUCUGAAGAAAGAAGCGUUUAUGCCAUUUUCAGCAGGCCGCAGAGCUUGCCCAGGAGAGAUAUUGGCAAGAAUGGAGCUGUUCAUAUUCUUCACAAGCCUUCUACAGAAAUUCUCCUUCCACUCACCGCCCGGUGUCACCAACAUUAAUUUAUCUUCCGAUGUGGGAUUCACAAGCGUGCCACUGGAGGGCAUGAUCUGUGCCAUUCCCCGCGCCUGAAAGAUCAAAAUUCAUUAUCUUAAAGGAAAACUACAGUAUCCCCCCCAAACAAUGUAGGUGUCUUUAAAAAUAUGUUGCAUAAACAGCUCAUAUGUAAAACCCUGCGUCAUCUAAAUAAACCAUUUUCAUAAAAA